AUGUCAAGCACUAACGGUUGUGAAAAUGGUGUUUACAUAUGGAUCCAAGGAAGCAUUCGAGGGGGUGCGUGUUUUGUGUACGGAGCAAACGGAGCCGCAAGAGAUUAUCUAAGACGGCAUUUUCGAGCAAAAAGUGAUACGGCUGAUGGAAUACACAUGGAUGCGCCUGCAACUGCUGUUAUCAAUGCUCUACGAGUUUGCAAUUACCAAAUACACAACUCAUUAUCAUUAGAAGAAUUCAUAACGUGUCAACACAGCCGAGUGGUUGUUUUAUUUUUAUGUUAUUUAUUCGAAUUAAAAUUUUACGAGCAGAAAAUAUCAAUUUAA
Molecule: messenger RNA, 327 nt
Organism: Cotesia congregata
Lineage: Eukaryota; Metazoa; Arthropoda; Insecta; Hymenoptera; Braconidae
Source: the annotation of a GenBank genome assembly